GUUUUGAUUGCGGGCGCUGUUCUUCUUCUUAAACUCUCAACGUUUCUCAACGUGAUCAUCGUUGGCGACGUCUCUAUCCCUAAAAACGACGGCGAGCUCAUUAUUAUGAACGUCGAACUCACUAACUGAACUCACUUUUUACAGGUACAGUUCAAUUCAACUACGGGGACGUCAUUGUCCCUUUGCAACGGUGUCUGCCAUUAAUCGCACCCACCUUACUCGUAAUCCUCAUCCCAGCGUGCAUAAGCUCGCAAAGUCAUCAAGACCAUCCACUAUCUUGCUAAUGAGCCUAUCUUUCGGCGGGCUUGGCUUGAUCUCCCUAUGGACCCCCUUGUAUUUCUGGGAUGACUCCGCCCGUGUUCGCAGUGAAUUCAGGUCUUUCGUCUUUGUUCUUGUAUUUGUCGCUGUAGUGCUCAUACUUGCGUAUCUCACAAAUCCCUCAGAGACAUCAUUCCGUGCUUAUCUAACUGAACAAUCCUUCCGCCAACACCUCAGCCAUCUUGAUGAUACCACAGACGAAUCUUCUGAUACUGAUGCCCAAUACUCCUCACGUCCCGUGGACCGUAACACACUGACUGACCGUACGCCCCUUCCGUUUCACUUUGCAAACCGCGCUUCAGUAUCUCUACGCACUCCCAAGCACAUCUUCCAUAGUGUUGGCAUUUGUACGAUCGCCACUACCCGCGGAGCUGCUGGGGCUCAUGGACGUAGUUCAAGCACAACUAGUCCACAUGGUAACGGGAAUUUGUCGGGUGUUGAUCAUGAUGGAUCGGUAGUUUCAGAUUCUUGGUUUAUUGGAGCAUUCGGUCACUGGUGGCGCGGCGGUCUCGUUGAUUCGUGGUAUCACGAUGCCAUGAUCGGAUCAAAGGAUGCUGAAGGCUGGAGCUCUGGUAUACUUGGCUUUAAGGCUCUCGACAAGCUCAAUGAAUUCAACAAAGGUCGACCGUUUGCAAAGUCGGUUCCCUGUCCCAGGCUUCCUUCACGUGGCACCCCACCUAGAUUGCGUAAUCGUGAACGUUUCACGCCGCGCCUUGGAUUAACUCCUCGCCGUAACUCGACGCCUCCGCCACUUCCCAAGUCAGCUUCACUUCCCCUGCACACAGAUCACCGAACGCUUGAGCACAACCUUCCAGUAUCUCAAUCGGUUUCCGACCAAACCUGUAUUAGCGUCUACGUACCGCCUGUUGCCCAGACCAUCUCAUGCGGCCCUUCGAGAUCUGUAUCCAUCGAUGAUUCGCCGAUGAUUGCAGAAGUCUUGAGGCAGAUCACUACCCAGCAAGCUUUCGUGACAGAACUAGAUACCCAAAUUUGCGAGGCCCAAACAGCGGCCACUGCGUCCCAUGAUGUGCUGGAGGCUGAAUUGGCCGAGCUGCGCAUACGUAAACGCGAUGAAGAUCAACGCAAAGCCGAAGGGAAAACUCGUGCCAAAAUGCUUGAGGAUGCACGACGCUCUGCUGAAACAGGGAGAAGAGAUGCCGAGAGGAAGCUGAAGGCCGCCCGUAGUGUGAAGGAGGGCGCUGUGAGGCGCAUUGAGGAACUGGAGAACGAAAUUGGCAGGUUAAUGGAUCAAAUUGAGGCAGACCGAGCGACUUUGCUUGAAGAAGCUGAGAUCGAGGACGCCAGACUAGUACAGGAAUUGGAGCAGGAGCUCGAGGCGAAGAAGAAGGAGGUUCGAGAUACUGAAGACGUCGUCACCGCGCUCAGCACACGUGCGAAGGAGCUCGAGGCUAAAAUCACAGAGGCUCGCGAGCGACUCGGAGCCGCUAGGGAGCGGACGGAGGUUCUGAAAAAUGAGCCACUGUUCGUCCCUAUGCAGGUUUUAAGCAGCGGUCAUGCCUCCACGCAAGAGCAAUACGGUCAUACCAACGGUCACGGCAAUGCAAAUGAUUAUGACGUGGGUCAAGCAGAUGUACCAUCCUGGUCUUCAACUUUCAGUCCCUUUGAUGAACAGUUAGACAUCCAUUCUUCACCAGGGUCUUCGGAACGCGCACAGAGCGGUCUUGAUUCAGGAGAAUUUUCACACUCUCCGAGACCUCCGCGACUGUCGUUGGGAUCACUAUCAAACUUCAGCCCCAAUGCAAGUGAAACGGGUGCUAUUUCGCGUCGCUCCAAGGGCUAUGCCAUCUUUGAUAACGAUAUCGCUUCCCUCGCGCAACCAUCACAAUCUGGUCAAAUUGCUCAUGGUCACUUCUCCCCCCAUACGAAUUUGUCAUUCUCUCCCUUUGAUGUCCAAACACCGUCUUCAGCAUUCAUCCCAAGUAGCCUCAUUAGCGUGCUAGACUCCCCUUCUGGAGACUGGCGCGGCAUUGGAAGAGCCGGAAGCACGCUCAGUGCGUCACCUGUGUCCCUCACUGGACCUUCGCCCACACAGGAAAUGGGCGUUGAGUAUGAUCCUUUCGAAGUUCGCCACCACACUCAAGCCAUGUACGACAAAAUGAGCACGCCUCACCGCACGAACUCUGAUCCCUCCGCCGCACGGGCGCUGGACAACACGCUUGUCAAUGAUGCCGCUACCAUAGGGUUGGAUUCCGGACCACGCAGGUGGUUCUCAACGUCUGCCAAGGAUAAGCAACGCAAGGGCCUCAAUCCUGAUGCCAAAGUUUUCAGGCUUUCAAGACGACAAGUUCCGACUACGUCUGAACGCACCAGCGCCCCUCCAACAGCUUGCUAUGAUGCACUGAACCCGAAUGGGCUCAUGAACAGCAAUUCCUCGACUCCAUCUGCCCUCCUUCGCGCCUUUGCUCCUUCUCGAGCGGAACGUGAAGCACUUCAACGUGCGCUUGGUGGUUCAACUAAUACGAGCCUCGAGCGUCUGCCGAGCCUCAGCGAUGUCGGAAGUAUUCCAUCUUCUCCGGCGCACACUAAUGCUGAGGCGCAGCCGGUGCCAGCGUUUGGGGGGAAGGGGGCUGUGUUACCUGCGUGGCUACAGUCGCUGCCGUUGAUUCGGAAGCCCAACUUCAGCCCGUGGGAGGACGAAGAACCUGACUCUGUGAGUGCAGGUGGAGAGCCCAGGAGGAAGUAGACGGUGUGUAGCAAACAGUGUGGGAGGGAAUAUACGAACCAUGGCGUUGAGUCGUCCUGGAAUGACGGAGUAGGUGUUCGCAAUAGAGAAAAAGGGGUGGGUGGAGUAACUGUAUCUGCUUUUCAAGUACCUGUUCGUCUGAUAUAUAUAUAUAUAUCGCAAUGCACGAAUCUGUUGAACCGUUU
Suillus subalutaceus is the source of this 3207-nucleotide messenger RNA. RefSeq lists its product as uncharacterized. The record is from RefSeq and is a predicted model, not a curated record. The transcript has 3 exons. NCBI's taxonomy places the organism in Eukaryota, Fungi, Basidiomycota, Agaricomycetes, Boletales, Suillaceae. The coding region runs from base 284 to 3022 and encodes 912 amino acids.